UCAAUGCUUUGUAUGGUUUAUCAUUGAGGACAGCCGCCCCGAGGUCAACCUUGGGUUUUAUCUAGGACGAGAGACAUUAAAUAUUGAAGCGACUAUCGCGGCAGGCACAGAUAUACCCCUGCAUUUGGAGCAAACACCGCUACUGUAUUACUGAAGAGAGUCGACACGCAAGAUGGCUACUACGGAGCAGAAACGAAUCGUUUUAACCGACCCCUCAGAAUACCGGCCGGAGUACAAAGACAAAAAGGAGUACCGGAAUUUCAACAUCCAUACGUGUCCAGAUCGAGUCAUUGAAACUUACAAAAAAAUGCAUACUUUCCAGACAGUGGAGUAUGUCCGAGGUAAGAUCGAACAAUAUUGCAAAUUUAAUCAUGCCGAAAUGACAAUGAUGGAAGCCCUGAACUCGCUUGACGGAUUUUUGGACGAAAGUGAUCCUGACGUUGACAUUCCGAAUUCCUUACAUGGUUAUCAAACUGCCGAGGGUAUCCGGAAGACACAUCCGGAUAAAGACUGGUUCCACGUGGUAGGUCUGAUCCACGAUGUUGGAAAAGUCAUGGCUCACUGGGGCGAGCCACAAUGGUCCACGGUAGGCGACACAUUUCCUGUAGGCUGUCUCCCUGAUGACAGGGUCGUAUUCGGGCGUGAAAGUUUUAAGAAUAAUCCGGACAUGAAAAACGAAAAAUACAACACAAGACUCGGCAUUUAUGAUGAAAACUGUGGAUUGGAAAACGUGAACAUGUCUUGGGGUCAUGAUGAAUAUUUGUACCGCGUGUUAACCUCUGACCUCAACACGUGCAGGAUACCGGAAGAGGGUCUGUACAUGAUCCGCUACCACUCUUUCUAUCCCUGGCACACGAGUGGGGCUUACGAAUAUCUGUGUAACAACAAAGACGAGGAGAUGAAGGAUUGGAUCAACGAGUUCAAUAAGUUUGACCUUUACACCAAGAGUGCGGUGACGCCGAAUGUGGAGGAGCUCCAGGUCUACUACAGCGCCCUCAUGGACAAAUACAUUCCUGGCAAGGUCAAGUUUUAGGCUGACCUUGAUCAGACAAUACAUAUAUUCAAGUGCUUAUAAACGUUUGAAAUAGACAGGAAAUAUCAUGCCAAUCUCUCCUUGAGUGCAUGUGUGUUCAUUUGUUAUGUGAAGCAAUCGUCCACCAAGUCAUAGAUGACAAUAUUCCGGAUCGUGUACAGACACUUCGUGGCAUGCAUUUAAACUACAUUCAUUAUUUUAGAAGGUUUACUACUUUUUAAAAAGGUAUGUUAAAUACAUCUGUUGUUACUGUAUGAUACGUAUGUAUAUACACGGAUAUAUAAUAAACGGUUUGCACAUUUUUUUCUC
This is a messenger RNA of Pecten maximus, 1342 nucleotides long. RefSeq names its product inositol oxygenase-like. Lineage: Eukaryota; Metazoa; Mollusca; Bivalvia; Pectinida; Pectinidae. The record is from RefSeq and is a predicted model, not a curated record. Gene Ontology annotation, molecular function: iron ion binding; inositol oxygenase activity. Gene Ontology annotation, cellular component: cytoplasm. Gene Ontology annotation, biological process: inositol catabolic process.